CGCGCCUCAGCAGCCUUCCCGAGCGAAGAUUCUCCUGACCCCAACAGCGGGCGACAAGCGCUUCGUCCGGCAGCUGAAGUCCUCCAUCUGAAGCCCUGUAAGGCAGUCGCACAGAGGACGGCUGGAUCCAUGCGUGAUCUUGGUCUGCGAACAUCCUAGCAAGUGUCUGCGCUAGCUAGACGCAACGGCGCGCGGGUCGCACCAAUGCCACACCCAGCCAGAGAUAACACGACGUAUACCGGAAACCGAGCGGACGGUGACUCGACCAACAUCUAUGGCAACGUCUAUGGCGACGUGCACUUCCCGGGAAGGCCUCGCGAGGCUGGCGAACCAUCACUCCACCAGUGCCUGCACGACCUGCGAGUGACGGAUCCGCGCGAGGACCGGGCGCGCAUUGAAGGUGACAAGGACCGGCUGCUCCGAGACUGCUACGCAUGGAUACUGGACGACGCCAGCUUCCAGCAAUGGAGGACGCAGGACGAGUCGCGGCUGUUGUGGAUCAAGAGCGACCCGGGCAAAGGCAAGACAAUGAUGACGAUGGGUCUGAUCGCUGAGUUGUCGCAAGGAGAAUAGAGCUAGGCCAUCGUCGGGGACAAUGUCGAAGAUGCUCGUGAAGCUAAAGCUCAAGUCGAAGCAGGAGGUCAAGAGCGCACCGA
Messenger RNA from Macroventuria anomochaeta, 656 nucleotides. RefSeq lists its product as uncharacterized. Lineage: Eukaryota; Fungi; Ascomycota; Dothideomycetes; Pleosporales; Didymellaceae. The coding region runs from base 205 to 573 and encodes 122 amino acids. The record is from RefSeq and is a predicted model, not a curated record. The transcript has a single exon.